Boleophthalmus pectinirostris (great blue-spotted mudskipper) is the source of this 5910-nucleotide messenger RNA. It is a transcript of the gene sh3rf1, whose product is annotated as SH3 domain containing ring finger 1. Bases 388 to 2934 code for a protein of 848 amino acids. The transcript is spliced from 12 exons. Gene Ontology annotation, molecular function: protein binding. The record is from RefSeq and is a predicted model, not a curated record. Lineage: Eukaryota; Metazoa; Chordata; Actinopteri; Gobiiformes; Gobiidae.
CUAGCAUGGCGCUCAGGCAACUUACCCCUGUCCGCCUCUCUUUUCUUUACAUGUUCGACUAUGAUCUGAGCAAAUAUUAAACUUCCUUUGGACACUACCUAAUCUUUUACUUCAGGAAUACAUUUGGAAAGUCAUCGGGAGUGUUGUUUUAUUAUUUAAGGACGUGGCAAAACGAACCAAGGCAGCGCUGCUAACUUGUAAGGUUAGCAAGAAUAGGGAGAUACGGGGCGGUAGGAGAGGAGGAGUCCUGUUUUGGGAAAGGGCCAAUGCAGAGGUCAUGGCCAUAACCGCGGCAUGGGAGUGACGUGAUGGCCCUGUGGCUGCCUCCAAACAAAACCUGUUACCAGCGUCCUGCCCUCCUGCUCAGCUAGAGGCAGAACUUGGAGGAUGGACGAGUCGGUUUUGUUGGAUCUUCUUGAGUGCCCUGUUUGCCUGGAGCGCCUAGAUGCCACGGCAAAGGUCCUGCCCUGUCAGCACACCUUCUGCCGUCGCUGUUUGCAAGGCAUUGUGGGAUCACGGGGCGAGCUGCGGUGCCCAGAGUGCAGGACUUUAGUGGAGUGUGCCGUGGAUGAGCUCCCAAGUAACAUCCUACUGGUCAGACUUCUGGACGGCAUUAAGCAGAGGCCGCGGAGAGCUGGGCCGGGGGCAGGAGCCUGUACAAAUGGGACGUCCGGGGCGGUUGCCAGGGCGCACAGCAGUGGCAGCCGAGAGCAGGGCACCCCAGGGGCUCAGCCGCAGCGAACCCAGGCCAAGAGCUCCGUCGUCAGGGGUGUACCUCAGCUCCCAUGUGCAAAAGCUCUUUACAACUACGAUGGCAAGGAACCAGGCGACCUCAAGUUCAGCAAGGGGGACAUCAUCAUUCUGCGACGCCAGGUGGAUGAGAAUUGGUUUCAUGGCGAAAUGGGGGGAGUCCACGGGUUCUUCCCAACCAACUUUGUCCAGGUCAUCAAGCCGCUGCCGCAACCUCCACCUCAGUGCAAAGCUCUGUACGAUUUUGAGCUCAAAGACAAAGAAGCGGAUAAAGAUUGUCUGCCAUUUUCUAAGGACGAUAUCCUGACGGUGAUCCGCAGAGUUGAUGAAAACUGGGCAGAGGGAAUGCUGGGAGAUAAAAUUGGAAUUUUCCCCAUCUCAUACGUUGAGUUCAACUCAGCAGCGCGGCAGCUGAUCGAGCUGGACAAACCGGACUCCAGCGGGGACUCUGGAGAAGGAGCCUCAUCCGGGCCCCAGACCAACGGGGCCCCACGGGACAAGAAGAACAGCAAGAAGCGACAUUCCUUCACCUCUCUGACCAUGUCCCACAAGCCCAUGCUGGCCCCGCCCCCCCAGAGGCACUCCAUGGAGAUCAGCGGGCCAGUCCUCAUCAGCUCCAGUAACCCCACGGCGGCGGCCCGAAUCGGGGAGAUCACCGGAGGGCUGUCCUGCAGUGCGCCGUCACAGGUUCACAUUUGCACGACUGGCCUCAUCGUGACCCCACCCCCAAGCAGUCCUGUCACCACGGCAACAGUCUUUACAUUUCCAUCAGAGACGAGUUACACAUCCAUCCCAGUGGAUGCUCUGCCACCUCCGCCCCCUCCGCCCCCACAGUCGUCUGCCGGAGCUGCCUACUCAUUGGCCACUGGACAGAGGCCCUCCCCCAGCACCAGCGACCAGAGCGGGAGACAAAGACCCACAGUAUAUGUGGCCAUGUUUCCGUACACGCCUCGUAAAGAGGACGAGCUGGAGCUGAGAAAGGGGGAGAUGUUUCUGGUUUUGGAGCGCUGUCAGGAUGGCUGGUUCAAAGGCACUUCCAUGCACACAGGGAAGAUCGGAGUCUUCCCUGGAAACUACAUGAGCCCCGUCAGCAGGACGGCAUCCAGCAGCACACAACCCAAAGUGCCCCUGGCUCUGUGCACUCAAGCUGGAAGAGGAGUCACCAUCGUCAGCCCUUCUCCUGCUCCUCUGGGGACAAUCGUCACUGGUCCUGACUUUACCAAACCGCUGGUCGUGUGCACUAGCUCUGCCCCCCCUGCUCCCCAGCCAGCGCUCAUCGUCACCUCAUCCCAAACGGCCACGGGACAGCAGCCCAAACUCCCCAUGCACGUCACCUCGCAGAUGACUGUGAACCAGGCUCGCAACGCUGUCCGCACAGCUGCUGCUCACAGUCAGGACCGGCCCACCGCAGCCGUGACCCCGAUCCAGUCCGGGGCGUCCGUAGCGUUCCUCCCUCACCUCACCAUGUGCGCCCCGCCCUCCUCUCUCCCCUCUCCUCUGGGCUGCUCUAGGGCUGGCUUGGCUAUGGGCUGUGCUGCUGCGUCUCUCACCCCUCCCAAUGUCAGCGCUGCUUCACUGGAUGGGGACGCCCUGAGACCAAUCCCGGUCCUGACUGCCCCCAACGCUGCCCCCAACUCUGCUCCCAACAACGCUGCCCAGGCCUGCAGACUGGACAAGGACAGCAAGAGGGAAAAGAAGAGUCUAUUGAAGCUGCUGUCUAAUAAGAAGAAGUCCCGGCCCUCCCCUCCCUCGUCGCCCACGCUGGAGGGAGAGCAGGCCGCAGUGGGAGACCUGCUGCAGGGAGCGGUGGGUCCAGACACUACGCCGGUCCCGAGCGGAGCCGUGGAGCCUGAACCUGCUGCCUCCUCUUCCUCCUCUUCCUCCUCAGCCCCAGAAGUGUCCCACAGAAAACCCACCCCACUGGAGGUGUGUGCCCCCAUUGCCCCCCCGCCCCGACAGCCCUGCUCUUCUCUGUCAUCUCAGCAGCACGACGCACGGCCCAUCAUCUGUGAGAGGUACCGCGUGGUGGUGUCGUACCCGCCCCAAAGCGAGGCCGAACUGGAGCUGAAGGAGGGGGACAUCGUGUUCGUGCACCGGAAGCGAGAGGACGGCUGGUUUAAAGGCACUCUGCAGAGGAACGGGAGGACUGGCCUGUUCCCUGGCAGCUUUGUGGACAUCAUCUAAUACUUUAUAUAAUGGGACGAGUACACACACAGGCAUGGGGCAGAGGGAUAAACUUAAGGAGAAAUGUCAUUAUAAUAUGGUAUUGGAAGGUAGUAAGAUCUGGCAGUCUUAUCAAUGCAAAUGCACAAAAUUAAGCUGUCUUUCUUGAAAUAAAAACUCACAGAAAAAAAUUUAUUGGCAUACCAUGAUAGAAUCUUAAUACCUUGGUUAUCUUGACAUUAUUUCCAUUAUUCCUCUUGUCCCAUGCCCAAUCCGGCUCACCCGAAGUCGGACUUUUGCUUGUGAAGAGCCCUCUAGUGGCAUACUAUGAAAUCGCUGCAGAGAAGAACACUUUCUUAUGAAUUAAAGCACAGAUGGAGGAGCGCACACACUACUCUUGAACUUUUUUUUGUCUAUUUAUAUCUUUGUAACAGUUGUUUAAAUGUGUGCCUUUUACUGUCCCUCACUUUAUUGUACAUAAUUAGUCCUAAAUUUUCCAUUAUUGAUACAGACAUAGUAAUACAUCUUAUUAACUUAUUGGAUAGAUCGGCCUUUUUAGUACAUGGGGAUAAGCUGGCAAUGCCUUAUAAGUGCUAUUUUAAUGUGUUUCUGUUGCUGUUAGCAGUGGGAUGCGUCACACAAGAACAAAUGGACAUUACCGUCACUUUUUGUGCCAGUUUUAAAAGGCAUUACUCGCCCCAAGGAUCUACUCUAUCUCUCACGCUAGCUACAAUUCACAGCCACGUGAACAUUGCUCGUCAGAACUAUAUUUACAAACCAUUUCUUCAGCCAGUUGUCUUUCCUUAGAGAUAUGGCAGCAGAUGGGGGAUAAGAACUGUCAUUAUCUCAAAAAGCUGUUGGUUAAUAGAGCUACUUUCAGGAUAUGAAGUUUUCUAAAAUGGAAAAACGUAUUGACACAAACACUCCAAAACUGUGCAGUCAGACAUUGCUUAUUUUGUACAUGGUUUUGUAUUUACUGACCAGAAUAGCUGCUCCUUACGAUUGACUUUAUAAAGAUGAUAAUAUUUCCAGUUUUAAAAGAAUUUUCGAUAUGACCAUUUGUCUAAUAUGCAACACAAACUUCAUCUGUUUUGACCACAUUUGUCCAGCCUUCACUCCCCUCUGCUCCGACACCAUUGGACAAAUUGGGAGACAGAUUUAACUACAGAUUCAAUUAGGGCAGGGAAAUAUGAUAAAAAUAUAAAUCCUACCGUUUUGUCUUAUUAACACACAUACAGUAGAUUUCAGUGUUUAUUUCCUGAACAUUAACAGAUUUAUCAGACUUUUGUCAUUUAAACAAGCAACUUCAGCAUCCAGGAUUCAUAGGACUGAAAUGAGAGCUAUGAAUGUAAUUAUUCUUCAAUUAAGAGAUAUUCUAACAUAUUUAGAUGUGCAUGCAACUAAAUGAUUAUUAACAGAAAAAAGUGGUCAAAUUUGUUCCUGAACUCCAAACCUCAUGCUUUUGCUGACCCAGGAUUGGCUCUAAAACUGAACUCAUCAUUGACAAUUAGAAAUGAAUAAAUUUUAAUUCAAAUUUGAUUAAUCACUCAACUCUAGGUUCAAUGCUCUAAUCAAGUCAUCAAAGUUUGACCCUAUCAGACUUGUUCAGAUCCUUAGAUGUCCUUUUGUCUCAGAUUGCACAGAGCUUUAUAUUAGACAUGUGGUCAUAAUCUUUUGCCUUGUUGGUAUAUUAUUAUCAUAUCAUUAUUUUACACAUCAACAAAUAGUGCUGCUUGUAGACCUACACACAAGACUCUUCUCUCAUUCCUAUUGUGACUAAAGGCAAUAAAAGCUAUUUAAAGCACAUUAUAUUUGCCUAUAGGAACAUAUCACUAUCACUCCAUUGGAAGAGCUGUGUUAAACUCUAAAAAGAAACUUGGACCCCUUUGACUUUGGGUUGUACAUUUUAUUCUAUACAAAGUUUUAAAUGUGUUGUUUAUGACUUGAAUUUGUGUACGUUUUCUUUGUGAUUUGAGGGGUUAUGUAGUCGUGGUGCUUAAAGUUAAAUAAAUAAAUAGCUAGAUUAGAUUAUAUAUUGAGAAAAGUAUAGAAGAUUAAAUUUCUAGAAACACAUUAUGCACAAAUGUUACUUUCAGUUGGCCAAAAUUCAGGCGCAUAUCAAAAGUAGAAUAUUGUGGAAAAUGUCAUUAUUUCAGUCUAAUUCUAAGACAUUCAAACCUGCAUGAGUUUCUGGUUUCCCUUACUACUAAAAUCAUGUACAAUGGCGUCCCUCUGUGGCCAGGACACCCUGAAAGAGAUUCAAAAUCUCAGAGGGAAUAUCCUGGUUGAUAAAAUAUUUAAUUCAAUAUAAAGAUAAAAUCAAAGACCUUCAUUUUUUUUAAUUUUGGGUACAUCUUUAAAACAUCUAGAAAUUAUUUGCAUUUCACUUAAAGUUACUACUGAAUUAAUGUGACUUAUCCACAAUAUUCCAGUUUAUGAACUUAUAAGGAGAGCAUUCCCCUCAAUCAAAACAAUCCUAAUUUGUGCCAAUAUAAACAUUUCAGAUUUGGAGCCUGGAUCAUAAAGCCAGCGUUUCUUUGUUCAAUUAGGGGACCACUGUGUAACUGACUGACUGCUGGACGAUUUUGUGCGUGGCAUUUGGAGCGUGGAUGGUAAAAAUCACUGCUUUUCUAUUUGAAUUUAUUGUUAGAAAUAUUUUGUCGUCUUUCUUGGCAAUCACCACACAACCUCAGGCUCAGACAGUGUCUUUUCAUUUCACUAUGAAGCCUUCGAUUCACAAAAUGCACUACCAUUUCUACUAAGACUGAACUUUUGCAUCUGCUGCACAUUGUACCCGUUUUCAACAGUUUUAAACCAUUUCCUCAUGCCAAGGUGACUUACUUGAUUUUGUUAUGUUGUCGGUGUUUAGUUGUCUAAAAUGGUGAAAUUAUUUGACUUAUUUGGCACAAGUCAUGUGAAAACAUUUUGAAGUAUUUGAGGGAAUAGCACAUUUUGUAAAAUUCUCUAUAACAAUAAAAUCUAAAUGUUUCCAGAAAA